Messenger RNA from Aureobasidium pullulans EXF-150, 1773 nucleotides. RefSeq names its product Zn-dependent exopeptidase. Lineage: Eukaryota; Fungi; Ascomycota; Dothideomycetes; Dothideales; Saccotheciaceae. The transcript has 4 exons. The coding region runs from base 143 to 1720 and encodes 525 amino acids. Gene Ontology annotation, biological process: proteolysis. Gene Ontology annotation, molecular function: metalloexopeptidase activity; aminopeptidase activity. The record is from RefSeq and is a predicted model, not a curated record.
GCAUUCUCGUGACUUCCUUGAAUCACGUACCUUCUUCAUAUUCUCUCAGACAUUAUAAGAUCUCUCCCUUUCCCGAACAUCAUCAUCCUUUCUCAGCCCCAUUCUCAUUCUCAUCAUCAGUUUUAUCAGUUUUGCCGACAUCAUGGCUAUUCUUCGUGCUUGUACUACUCUUGCAUGUGUUGCUGCCGUUGCUUCGGCUAGACAACUUCCUAUCGUUGCUGCUGAUGAUUAUCCUUCAACUCCUACAUAUCCAGUGUAUACUGGACUGUCUUACAACACUACCAAUGGAACCAAUGGCACCACCAUCGACACCAAGAAACUUCAAGCAGACAUUGACAUCACCAAGUUGGUUGCCCGUGCAGAAGCACUAGCCAAAGUUGCAGACCUCAGUCUUCCUGAGUACAACCACCCUACCAGAGUCAUUGGUAGCAAGGGUCACGUCGGAACUGUCGACUACAUCUACUCAGAAAUCGCCAAGCUCGGCGAUUACUACAACAUUACCAAUCAGACAUUCCCUGCUGUCACUGGUAACAUUUUCGAGGAGCGUUUGGUCAUCGGGCAUGAUGUCCCCAAGUCAGCGUCAGCUAUGAGCCUGACACCUGCUACUAAAGGCCACGAGCCCGUCUACGGACAACUUCUCUUGGUACCAAACGGAGGCUGCUCUGCUGGUGACUUCCCCGUUAACAUGACUGGUGCCAUUGCCUUCAUCAAGCGUGGUACCUGUUCUUUCGGUGACAAGUCAGCCAAUGCUGGCAGAGCUGGAGCAGAUGCCGCCGUCAUCUAUAACAACGCUGAAGGUGAUCUUUCUGGAACUCUCGGCUCGCCUUCGCCCAACCAUGUGGCUACCUUCGGUAUCUCUGCCGAGGAGGCUGCUCCUUAUGUUGCAAGACUUCAAAAUGGUACCAAGCUGGACGCAAUUGCCUACAUAGAUGCUACUGUCGACGAGAUCGAAACUACCAAUGUCAUCGCCCAGACCACUGCCGGCGACCCGGAGAACUGUGUCAUGCUCGGCGGUCACAGCGACAGCGUGGCUGCUGGCCCUGGUAUCAACGAUGAUGGCUCUGGAACCAUUUCUCUCCUUGAGGUUGCCACUCAACUCACAAAAUACGAGGUCAAUAACUGUGUUCGCUUCGCUUGGUGGGCAGGUGAAGAGGAAGGUCUGCUCGGAUUAACCUACUACGCCGACAGUCUUUCCGCCGCCGAGAAUCUGAAGGUCCGCCUCUUCAUGGAUUACGAUAUGAUGGCUAGCGUUAAUGGAGUCUAUCAAAUCUAUAAUGCCACCAACGCAGAAAACCCUGUCGGCUCUGGUGAGCUCCGUAUUCUUUACGAAGACUGGUACAAAGAGCAAGGUUUGCCUUACACUUACAUUGCCUUCGACGGCAGAAGUGAUUACGCCGGCUUCCUUGACAACGGUAUUCCCAGUGGUGGUAUUGCUACUGGUGCUGAGGGUGUCAAGACUGCUGAGGAGGCUGCUCUCUUCGGUGGCGUGGCUGGAGCAUGGUACGACCCUUGCUACCACCAGCUUUGCGAUGAUAUCACCAACCUCAACCUGACUGCUUGGGAGGUCAACACCAAGCUCAUCGCUCACUCCGUCGCCACCUACGCAAAGUCCUUUGACGGCUUCCCUAAGCGCACACCCGAGAUUGAGGAGAGAUCGCUCUCGAGCUCAAAGAAGAGCAAGCCUCUUUUCAAGUACAAGGGCAACGAGCUUGUUAUGUAAACUUCUUCCCGAUACCCUAAAACUGAUAGACAUGUAUGAAUUGUUGUUUUCAC